AUGUCGGCCCUCCUCCCUACGCAGAAGCGCAACCUCCCACUCCUCGCGACGCGCGAGACCUGCGCAGGAAAGACAUACAUCGUCACAGGCGCCAACACAGGCCUGGGCUUCGAAGCAGCCAAGCACCUGGCCAGCCUCGGAGCGGCCAAGGUGAUCCUGGCGGUGCGCAAUCCCGUCGCCGGCGAAGCUGCCAAGCGGCAGAUCGACGAGGCCGCGAAGACGACGGCCAGUGUCUGUGUGGUCGAGGUCUGGCCGCUGGACCUCUCGAGCUACGACAGCGUGCGGGCCUUCGCCAGGCGCGCCGCCGCCGAGCUGGACCGCAUCGACGCGCUGAUCGAGAACGCGAGCAUCGCGCUGGAGCAGCGCGAGACGGCCGAGGGCCACCUCAAGACCGUCACGGUCAACGUGCUGGGCACCUACCUGCUGGCGAGCCUGCUGCUGCCCGAGAUGAGCAGGCAGGCCAAGUCCGGGAGGCUCGACAGGUUCCAACCGCGCGUGGUGAUUAUCGGGAGCACGGUCGGGUUUGAUUCCAAGGAGGGCUGGGAGAAGAUCAAGGAGGAUCCCAUCAAGGGGAUGGACGAGUUCGAGCCGGUAUAUGUGACCUACCCGCUCACCAAGCUCACCGAGUCGUUCGCCACGCGCCAUCUUGCCCGCGAGCUGCUGCCCGUGGAGAAGACAGGCGUCAUCAUCAACCUCGUCUGCCCCGGCCUCUGCGUCACGCAGCUGGGCAGGAAUCUGUCCGAGGAACGCAUGGCGCACCUCCGUGAGGUGCAGGCCAAGUUCGGUCGUACGGCCGAGGAUGGAAGCCGCACGCUGCUACACGGCGCCGUAGCCGGCGUCGAAAGCCACGGCAAAUUCCUUCGUUCCUGCGAAGAUGGCGAGUCCGCUGUUCCCGAGUGGGUGAAGGAAGACUUGGCGUUGCAGAAGAAUACCUGGGAUGUCAUUGCUAAGGAGCUAGAGGCUAUCGAGCCUGGAUGUGUGACCAAGAUGCUGGCAUGUGCCGGAAACUGA
Molecule: messenger RNA, 1011 nt
Organism: Chaetomium strumarium
Lineage: Eukaryota; Fungi; Ascomycota; Sordariomycetes; Sordariales; Chaetomiaceae
Exons: 3
Coding region: 1-1011 (336 amino acids)
Source: RefSeq, a predicted model, not a curated record